AUGAUACCGCAAAUGGCUUUUCCUCUCCCUGCCGUGGUGCCACAGCCAACAUCUGUCACCAUGGUGCCACAGCCAGCACCUGUCGUACCUCGCGGAGCUGGUAAAAAAUUCACGCCCGCAGAGAUGGCAAAACGUGAUGAAGCAAAGCUAGUAAAGUGCACCUGGGAUGUUCAAAAAGCCCUUCUCUUCAAACUCCCGCUGAAUAGGAGUAUCACUAUGAACAACGGCAUGAAUGCCUUUUACGAGUUGUAA
Molecule: messenger RNA, 252 nt
Organism: Cooperia oncophora
Lineage: Eukaryota; Metazoa; Nematoda; Chromadorea; Rhabditida; Trichostrongylidae
Source: the annotation of a GenBank genome assembly